Molecule: messenger RNA, 1359 nt
Organism: Fraxinus pennsylvanica
Lineage: Eukaryota; Viridiplantae; Streptophyta; Magnoliopsida; Lamiales; Oleaceae
Source: the annotation of a GenBank genome assembly
AUGCUUCUGCAGCUAGCCUGCCUUUAUCUCUGUGGACUAACGUUGCUAUUAGCCACAGCCACUACAACCUCUACCUCCGCCGCCAUCGCCGCCACCAACACCACCGUCGACACCUCCAACAUCGCCAAAGGCGCCACCAUCACCAAACCAGGCUGCCCCCGCCAAUGCGGAAAUUUGACAGUGCCAUACCCGUUCGGCAUCGGCAAAGGUAGCGGCUGUGGGAUUGGAGAGUGGUUUGAAUUUAACUGCAGCUAUGCAUUCAACCCUCCAAGAGCCUUUCUUGGUACAAUCGAAAUAUACGAAAUUUCAGAUAACCAAAUGCGUAUUUCGAAUGUAAUGGCGAGAAGAUGCUACGAUCGAUCAGGGGCAGUGGUUUCUGCUAAUACAGCCUCUUCUGAUAUCACCACCACCCCCUUCAGCUACUCGAAACUAAACAGGUUUACAGUCGUUGGUUGCGAUGAUUUUGCUUUGAUAACAGGCGGUGGUGACCGCAAUUUCACGAGCGGAUGUUUUUCACUUUGUUCCAAUGCAGAGGACGUGCUCGAUGGAUAUUGCACCGGUAUUGGCUGCUGCCAAACUUCAGUCCCAACGGGGCUAAAAUUUUACUUAACUGUGCUCAGUAGUUUGAAUAAUCAUACUAGGGUCUCAUCAUUUGACCCUUGUAGCUAUGCAUUUGUUGGUGAGCAAGAGCGUUUUAUCUUUCGUGGUGCAAAGGAUUUAUCUGAUCCAAAUUUUAUGGAAAGGACUCGAGCUACUGUCCCAAUAGUGCUAGAUUGGGUGAUAGGGAAUCUGACUUGUGCACAAGCCAAAGUUUCGACAGACUAUGCUUGUAAGGCCAAUAGUUAUUGUGUUGAUUCGGAUACUGGUUUGGGUGGGUAUCGUUGCAGCUGCAACGCAGGGUAUGAAGGCAACCCGUAUCUUGAUCCAGGCUGCAAAGAUAUUGAUGAAUGUGCAGAUUCAAACAGCAACAACUGUGAAAAGAUUUGCAUAAACACUCCUGGAAGUUUUAACUGUUCUUGUCCAACUGGAUACUAUGGUAAUGGCGUAAAGGAUGGCCGUGGUUGCAUUGCUAAUACCUCGGAAUUCCCCAUAAUCAAGUUGGCCUUAGGUAUAGGAUUUGGGUUUCUGUCUCUAGUUAUUGGAAUAACUUGGGUAUAUUUUAGUGUGAAGAAAAGGAAGCUCAUAAAACUCAGGGAGAAAUUCUUUCAGCAAAAUGGCGACCUUUAUGCUGCUCCAAUGACCUCGACAGAUCUUUACACUGUUCCAAUUAGCCCUUAUACCAACACCAGGGAUUUAUCCGGACAAUACAGUUUGGAUAGUAGUCAAAUGAUGUUCCCUCAUGUAAACGACCCUCGAUGA